CAUAAGACCGAGACUUUGUCGCAUCUGCAUGCCAUUGCUUUAGUUCGUAGUACAUUUUAAACAUUUCUCAUAAAACGGCAUUAAAGUGAUGGAUUUGAUCGAAAAUUCGUUUGUGGUGCAAAAUUCGAUAAAUUUAACACUAUUAUUUGAGAGCGUGUAAAUCUUCAUGAAAACAAAAAGUUUACGAUUUAUUACUAACGGAAGAAGUUCAUAAAAUUUUUCCCCUUUAAUUUUGCGGGCAAAAUGGAGAAAUAUGAAAAUAUCGAGAUAGUGGGCGAGGGAAGUUACGGACUCGUGAUGAAGUGCAGGCAUCGCGAAACCGGGCAAAUAGUGGCGAUAAAAAAGUUCUUGGAAACAGAGGAGGAUGUCCAGGUGCGAAAAAUGGCCUUUCGUGAAAUAAGAAUGUUAAAGAAAUUACGUCAUGAGAAUCUGGUGUGCAUGAUCGAGGUGUUUCGCCGAAGAAAACGGCUUUAUCUCGUGUUCGAGUAUCUCGAUCACACCGUGCUCGACGAAUUGGAGGAAAGUGAAAAUGGCCUCGACUCGGAGAAAUCGAGACGAUAUAUUUUCCAAAUACUUCGCGGCUUGGACUUCUGUCACAAUCACAAAAUCAUGCAUCGCGACGUGAAGCCCGAGAACGUCCUGGUAUCGCCAAACGGCGUGAUCAAGCUCUGCGACUUCGGUUUCGCGCGCUACGUCACCGGACCCAACGAGUCCUGUACCGAUUACGUGGCGACGAGAUGGUAUCGCGCGCCGGAGCUCCUCGUCGGCGAUUCCAGAUAUGGCAGAGAGAUCGACGUGUGGGCGGCCGGGUGCAUUUACGCCGAGAUGAUCACCGGCCAGCCGCUCUUCCCCGGCGAUAGCGAUGUGGACCAGCUGUACCGCAUCACGAAGGUAUUCGGUCCUCUUUACGGCAAGCAGCCGGCGAACGGUAGCGGCAAACAUGUACUCCUACUCCGGCACGCGAAAACCGAUGAGGUUCCUGGCUUAACGCGGUCCACAACCGUGGCUCUCCGAAGUCUCUUUCCAUCGUGGAGCCCGAUGGCGAUUGAUUUUCUGACACAGUGCCUUCGCACAGAUCCCGCUACCAGACCGAAGUGCCUCGCGUUGCUGCAGCAUCCGUUUUUCUCGCAGGACGGUUUCGCCGACAGAUUCCUCGGUGAACUGCAGCGAGUCGUCGCGAAAGAAUCCGCGAUGAAUCUGCUCGGGACCAAGAGAGCGGAAACGUCCUCCAGGAUCUGCCGCAGCAGCAUCGGAAGAUGGCAGAUGACGUUAAUCAAAGAGAGGCGAGCGGCGAACAACGUGGAGCUCGAAGCCACGGAAAGCGAGGACUCGCCGGGAGAUCGAGUUAACGCGAAUGCCGCGAGUAAGCUGCAGAUAAACCGGCCCCGCGAAUUACGUUACUUCGGGCCGGUCUCGGUGAUACCCAACACCACGUACAUUCGACGGCUGGAGCACAAAGGGCUUCUGAUCCCUCAAUCGAAGGGCUGUGCCUUGCCGGCUCUGACGUCAAAGACGAACGCCAAGAGGAAAAAGCUCGAUCUGCCCGGCGUGAAGAAUCGUUGAUCGUGCCCGAUGAGGAGCGCGCUUCCUUUUCGUAAUAUUAAUGUCGAAAAGAGUGGGAGGACUCGCGCACUGUAACAGAGAGACUCAUUAUGAAGCGAGGCGUGGAGCGUGUACAUAUCUUAUAUUUUCCACACACUGUAAAUGGACUGACGUAAAUGUAAAAGAUGUCGAAUAGUGCGUUUGCGAAUUGUUCGCACUCUGUAAGAAAGAGAAUAAACGUUGAGAUUUUCUUUCACUUUGUAUCGCAGACACCGGAACGUAAGCAACGUCUUUAGCGAUUUGGAAGUAAAAUGAAUUAUUUUGGGGUAAAUAUGAUAUCGCCAGCAAUUCGAAACAAUGAUGAGUAUUUUUCAUAAACGACCUACACUGGCCAAUGCCUUUAUUUAUUAUAAAAACGACGUUUCGGUCCUGGAUUUGGACCC
Vollenhovia emeryi is the source of this 1985-nucleotide messenger RNA. RefSeq names its product cyclin-dependent kinase-like 1. Bases 244 to 1563 code for a protein of 439 amino acids. Gene Ontology annotation, biological process: protein phosphorylation. The record is from RefSeq and is a predicted model, not a curated record. The transcript has 6 exons. Gene Ontology annotation, molecular function: ATP binding; cyclin-dependent protein serine/threonine kinase activity. NCBI's taxonomy places the organism in Eukaryota, Metazoa, Arthropoda, Insecta, Hymenoptera, Formicidae. Gene Ontology annotation, cellular component: nucleus.